AUGGCGGAGGCGGCUGCAACCGGGCGGGCGCCCCGCUUCUUCCAGCGGCUGCCCAAAGUGGAGCUUCACGCACACUUAAAUGGCUCCAUCAGCGAUGCCACCAUGAAGAAGCUGAUGGCGCAGAAACCCGACCUUGGGAUUCAAAAGGAAAUGGUCGUGAUUGACAAGGGGGCGAAAAGGACUCUGGAAGAAUGUUUCCAGAUGUUCCAGUUCAUACACCAGAUGACCAGCAGACCUGAAGAUAUAUUAAUGGUAACCAAAGAUGUUAUUCGGGAAUUUGCUGCAGAUGGAGUCAAAUACCUGGAAUUAAGGAGCACGCCCAGAGAGGAGAAAAGUACAGGGAUGACCAAACGAACAUACCUGGAAGCUGUCCUUGAGGGCAUCAAGCAAUGUAAGGAAGAGGGAUUGGAUAUAGAUGUAAGAUUUCUCGUAUCAGUGGACAGAAGCAAGGGGGCAGCUGCUGCCAAGGAAACGGUGAAGUUGGCGGAAGAUUUUUUGCUCUCCACCGAUGGCCUGGUCCUCGGUCUGGACUUCAGUGGGAACCCAAAAGCAGGACGUGGCCAGGACUUCUUGGAGCCACUUCUAGGAGCCAAGAAAGCUGGUUUGAAGCUGACGUUGCAUCUUUCAGAGAUUCCAAAGCAGGAGGACGAAUCUCGGCUGCUUCUGGGUCUUUCCCCGGACCGAAUCGGGCAUGGGACGUUUCUUCAAACAUCAGAAUUGGCCACACAGGACCUGGUGGAGCUCGUGAGGCGAAACAGGAUACCUCUAGAACUCUGUCUGACGUCCAACCUGAAAGCCGAGACUGUGCCCUGCAAGGCUGAACACCAUUUUGGAUUCUGGUAUCGCCUGGGUCAUCCUGUGGUCCUUUGUACGGACGAUAAGGGCGUUUUUGCCACCGAGCUGUCUCGGGAGUACCAGAUGGUGGCCGAGACCUUCCAGUUGUCUGACGAGCAAACCUGGGCGCUCUCCUCCCACGCCAUUGACCACAUCUUUGCGUCCAGCCACACCAAGACGAAGCUGAAGGAGCAGUGGCGGGCGCUGAAGCCAGCCCUGCUGGAGGAACUUCGCCGAGAAGCCCAGGACGCCAGUGGGAGGGUUUGUUGAGGGCUUGUCGGGGCCGGGUCCUGAAAGGGAG
Protobothrops mucrosquamatus (brown spotted pit viper) is the source of this 1135-nucleotide messenger RNA. It is a transcript of the gene MAPDA, whose product is annotated as adenosine deaminase like. Lineage: Eukaryota; Metazoa; Chordata; Lepidosauria; Squamata; Viperidae. Gene Ontology annotation, molecular function: adenosine deaminase activity. The coding region runs from base 1 to 1104 and encodes 367 amino acids. The transcript has 11 exons. The record is from RefSeq and is a predicted model, not a curated record. Gene Ontology annotation, biological process: inosine biosynthetic process; adenosine catabolic process.